Rhineura floridana is the source of this 888-nucleotide messenger RNA. Its product is annotated as forkhead box protein D3-like. Bases 1 to 888 code for a protein of 295 amino acids. Gene Ontology annotation, biological process: cell differentiation; anatomical structure morphogenesis; regulation of transcription by RNA polymerase II. The record is from RefSeq and is a predicted model, not a curated record. Lineage: Eukaryota; Metazoa; Chordata; Lepidosauria; Squamata; Rhineuridae. Gene Ontology annotation, molecular function: DNA-binding transcription factor activity, RNA polymerase II-specific; RNA polymerase II cis-regulatory region sequence-specific DNA binding. The transcript has a single exon.
AUGAUUGGCAUACCUGAAAGCAGCAAAGACAUUCCAAACACCUGUGAACUCUACCAACAAAAGUUCGAACCAUCCAAGGGAAUUUCUCCCAGAACAGCCAGUGGUGUGCUAUAUGCUGAAAGAAGUCUAUGUAAACACAUACCUGAAGAUGCUCUGGAGAAGCCACUGCUAUCUUACGUUGCUUUGAUCGCUAAGGCGAUUCUCUCCUCGCCUACAAAGAAGCUCACCUUAGCCGGCAUUUAUAGAUACAUUGAAGAAAAAUUUCCUUUUUAUAAGAAGAAAGGCCAAAGCUGGAGGAACAGUGUCAGGCAUAAUCUUUCACUGAAUGAUUGCUUUAUCAAAGUGGGAAGGUGUGAAGAUGGCAAAGGAAAUUACUGGAGCAUCCACCCGACAAAUGUAAAUGAUUUUGUGCAUGGUGACUUUCGUCAACACCGCAGGUUGCACAAACGAGGACACCAAAAGGAAUACAACCCAUAUCACACCACAACUUACCUUGCACCCUUGGGAAACUGCUCUUGUUUGGCACUCAUGUCACCUUAUCAAAUGAAUCCCUACUUUUCAGAUCCUUUAUGGGAAAUACUCUGGGCUGAUGGUCAAUAUUAUGCAAAUGCUUUCCAGAGGUUGGAGGUUAAUUUUGGUUUUUUGCACAGAACGUUUUCCUCUCUGAUACCAUUUGAUGAAGCAAAAUGGAACUCCAUGGCUUCAUUUUAUGGAUUACACUCUUCAUCAGCUGUAGAGCAGAAUGCUUUCCUGAAUGUUCAACAGACAUUCCCUGCUUCAUUGCAUAUCUCUUCUUUCAACCAGCAGAACCUGAGAGGAUGUCACUUGCACCUGAACUGGACCAAUUCAGGAGGACACUGUAUUCCUGAGGAUCAGGUCAUACAGUAA